AAACUCACAUACACAAACAACAUCCUCCAUUUCCUCUCUCUCACCAACCCUUUUCAAUCCUCAACAUAAUUCUUUUCCUCCAAAUCUCCCCCAAAGCAAUCCCUUUCUUUCCAUAGACAAGCAAAACAAGAACAAAAUAAACGAUCUAUCUAUGGCUUUUUCAAGGACAUCUCCAUUGAUUCUCUUCUUUGCUUGCUCUCUCUUCCUCCAUGGAACACUAGGUGAGAUUAUAUGCGAGGACUUGCCUACGGAUGUUUGUUCAUUUUCAAUUGCAUCGUCCGGCAAGAGGUGUUUGUUGGAGAAUUACGCAACAAAAGACGGAAAGGUGGCAUAUCAAUGCCGGACAUCAGAAGUGGUUGUUGCGAGGAUGGCUGAGUACAUAGAGACUGAUCAAUGUGUUAGUGCAUGUGGGGUUGAUAGGAACUCUGUUGGAAUAUCAUCUGAUGCCUUGCUUGAGCCACAAUUCACUACCAAGCUUUGCUCUCCAUCUUGCUACCGGAACUGCCCCAACAUUGUCGAUCUUUACUUCAAUUUGGCCGCCGGAGAAGGUAAGAAAACAUCAUGA
Molecule: messenger RNA, 565 nt
Organism: Ilex paraguariensis (yerba mate)
Lineage: Eukaryota; Viridiplantae; Streptophyta; Magnoliopsida; Aquifoliales; Aquifoliaceae
Source: the annotation of a GenBank genome assembly